Molecule: messenger RNA, 705 nt
Organism: Penicillium diatomitis
Lineage: Eukaryota; Fungi; Ascomycota; Eurotiomycetes; Eurotiales; Aspergillaceae
Product: E2 ubiquitin-conjugating protein UBC1
Exons: 3
Coding region: 1-705 (234 amino acids)
Molecular function (GO): protein binding
Source: RefSeq, a predicted model, not a curated record
AUGGCUGGCAAUCGUACUCGGCGUGUCGCCAAGGAACUGGCCGACAUACACGCAGAUGUACAUUCAAUGAUCGCAGCAGAGCCUAUUGGCAACCAGGAUGACAUUACACAUUUGCGAGGAACCUUUCCUGGCCCACCUGACACGCCUUAUGAAGGGGGGAUGUAUCAUGUGGAUAUCAAGAUUCCCACAGAUUAUCCUUUCAGGCCUCCGACAAUGAAGUUUGAGACCAAAGUCUGGCAUCCCAACGUUAGCAGUCAAACGGGUGCCAUCUGUCUUGAUACCUUGUCAAGUGCCUGGUCACCAGUUCUUACCAUUAAGUCUGCGUUAAUAUCUCUCCAGUCAUUGCUUAGCACCCCCGAGCCUAAGGAUCCACAAGAUGCCGAAGUUGCGAAUAUGAUGCUUCAGCGGCCACAAGAAUUCCAGCGCAUUGCUCGUGAAUGGGCGAUCAUUUAUGCAGGUGCUCCAUCUUCCGACUCGGGUGACGCUUUGAAGGGAACUGCUGAAUCACCUCUGGAGAUUGAUGAUGACUCACAAGCCCAAUAUGAUGGCUACGAUGAAUUCCUGGUUGAUGGCUUCAAAGCAAUGGGAUUUUCGAUUGAGGAUGUCGUGCGAGUACUCGCAGAUCUUCAAAUCAGCCGGCACACCUGUCAACUAGACGAUGGCCAGGUCGAUGAUGUCUGCGCACGGCUGCUUGCAGGUGCUUGA